Cydia amplana is the source of this 899-nucleotide messenger RNA. RefSeq names its product retinol dehydrogenase 14-like. The transcript is spliced from 2 exons. Lineage: Eukaryota; Metazoa; Arthropoda; Insecta; Lepidoptera; Tortricidae. The record is from RefSeq and is a predicted model, not a curated record. The coding region runs from base 9 to 887 and encodes 292 amino acids.
AGACCAGGAUGGACGGCAAGACAGUGAUCGUGACCGGCUGCACCAGCGGUAUAGGCCGGGAGACGGCCAAGGAGUUGGCCAAGCGGGGCGCUACCGUCAUCAUGGCUUGUAGGAAUAUUGAGGCGGCUGAGAAGGUUAAAGAGAAAAUCAUCGACGCCACAAAGAACUCCAAAGUCGAAGUGAAGAAACUGGACCUGAGUUCAUUUUCUUCCAUCCGCGCUUUCGCCGAAGACAUCAACAAAAACGUCCAAAAACUGGACGUGCUCAUCCACAACGCUGGAUACGCUGAAACCUUCAAGAGAAACAAGUCUCAGGAUGACAUUGAACUAACAAUGGCUACCAAUCAUUACGGUCCUUUCUUGCUAACACAUCUUCUCAUUGAUUUAUUGAAGAAAAGCGCGCCAUCACGGAUUAUCGUCGUCGCUUCUUCCCUGUACCGUCUAGCCACGUUUAAUCUUGAAAACCCGAACCCAACAUCAACUUUACCAGGCUAUUUGUACUACGCGUCGAAGGAAGCAAAUAUCCUCUUCACCAAAGAGCUGGCAAGACGUUUAGAAGGUACCGGAGUUACAGCCAACUGUCUUCAUCCAGGCAUGAUUGACAGUGGAAUUUGGAGGUCUGUCCCCGUGCCUUUAAGCUGGGGUCUCUGGGCUAUCAAUAAGUGCUUCUUCAAGACGCCGUUCCAGGGAUGUCAGACGUCAGUUAUGCUGGCUGUAGAUGAACAGCUUGAGAAGGUUACUGGGAAGUAUUAUUCGGAUUGUGCUGAGAGCGCGUUGUCGGAGUCGGUUUCUGAUCCGCAAAGGGCGAGGAAGCUUUGGGAAGUGUCGGAGAAGAUGGUGAAGCUUGAGGAGAAUGAGCCGAGGAUUGAAGCAGGAGUACAGCAAUAAGAGCAUAUUGAA